AGCAUGGCGGACAGUGACAAAAUUAUUCCCAAUUUCACCUAAUGAAAGCACUAUUUCUGUGAUCCACAGGUAGCAGUUAUGAGUACCUUUCAGCUAGCAGGUAGAUUUGUACGAAAGUAUUUAUUGAGUCAACAAGCCAUACUGACAUGGUCAGUGGUUUUCGUUUUAUACCUGGUUUUGUUGCACCAUGCAUCACUUCUGAAUUUCUGCCGGAGAUGCAGAAUCCGGUUACAAGUGAUGUUGACAGGGAAGUACAGCACAGUGAUCUCUGAGAGAAUAUCAGAGACUGAGAUAACCGCAGAAAAGACGAAGGCAUCUUGGGAAUUGAAAAAGGGGAAUGUGGGGGUGUACGCAAUUCAGGGGCGGAGACAACACAUGGAGGAUCGCUUCAAUGUCGUUAACGAUCUCGAGCACACCGGAACGUCGAUUUAUGGCAUAUUUGAUGGGCACGGUGGAGAGUUUGCAGCAGAUUUUGUUGAAAAGACGUUGUUCAAGACAAUAAUGGUCCGUCUUUUGAAGUCCGCCUUGAACACCACAACAAAACAGAACUUUUCGUCAAUACUGACAGAGGAGAUCUUAUAUGUCGACAAGCAACUUUUAGCUGUUGAGAAAAUGACCAAUGAAGUAUCAGGGACAACUGGUUUGGUAGCUUUGCUCAAAGGGAACCAACUGACUGUUGCCAACGUGGGCGAUUCCAGGGGAGUGAUGUGUACUGAAAACGGGAAAGCCAUUCCACUUUCAUAUGACCACAAGCCUCAGCAGCUCAAAGAGAGAAAAAGAAUAAAAGAAUCUGGAGGUUUUAUAAGUUUCAACGGAGUGUGGCGCGUUGCGGGAGUCCUCGCAACAUCACGUGCCUUCGGAGACAACCCUCUCAAGGAGAAAAAUCUCAUCAUCGCGGAUCCGGACAUUUUAAACUUCGAUCUCAAAGAGACGAAGGCGCAAUUCAUGAUUUUAGCGACUGAUGGAUUAUGGGAUGCAUUUACAAACGAGGAGGCGGUGAUGUAUGUUAAACAUCGCCUCGACGAGCCUCACUUUGGUGCCAAAAGCAUCGUUCUCCAAGCAUAUUAUCGCGGGUCGUUGGACAAUAUUACGGUGAUGGUUGUGAAUUUCAAAGCUAACCAGACUGCGGUCUAUAAUCGUAAAGGUAGUUCAGCAUAGUUGUUGACACUUUGGCCUUUGACUGUAUGGGAGCAAACUUAAGGGCCCAAAUUCAUAAAAGGCGUUUAAGGGUUAGACAUGUACAACUUCUCUCUUAUCAGUUUCAGGGCCUAUUCAUAUUCUGUGAAGAUUUGCAUGAAGGGCCAGAAUCUGUCUAUUCAGUAGUUAAACGCUGUUUUAAGCUAAACGCCCUUUAUGAAUUUGGCCCAAGGUGUACCGUAGACUCGGAAAUACUAAACUGCCUUUUAUUUUGCGUUUACAGAAAAUCCGUAUGAACAGAGCAUGUUGAGAUCCUUGUUGAUUUAGGGUAACUGGGGAGAGGUACGUGUAGUCCCUUAAUUGGGGAUGGAUCUGUAGUUUGCCUUUUGUCUGAUCAGUGCCCCUAAUCGGUGAGCUCUGUUGUGGGGAAACAAAUGGCCAACUUCGGGUAAGUGUUUGAUCUUUCUGACAUCAAAAUCAACUGAUGUCAACCCCAUAUUUCGAAGAAGUUAGGCCACUUUAUCACAAGAGGCAAUCGUCUUGUUAGAGGCGAAUGUGGAUAGUGCUUUAAAAUCUGGAAAAACUCCUUUAAUGCUAAACUUUGGUACUUAAAUUCAUACAUAUCUGUGAUUGAACGCUACAUGUUCUUGAGUUGUGGACAAAAAUAUGCUAAAAACAUUGUUAGGUUAUUUACCGCGGUUGUCGAUUUCUAUCAAAAGCUGUGAUAUUUAAAGAGAGUGAAAUAUUUAAAGAAUAUUAAAUCAAAUUUGUGUAUACAUUUUAAAUCGAUGGUGUGAUUCUUACUGUUAGUCACUUAUGAAAUGAACUUUGAUUGCAAUUUUUUUUGGCAAUUGCUUGUAAAAAAAGCUUGUGUUCCAGAUUUUAGGCGUUUAGAUUCAUGCUGUGUUGAUUUGAUGAAAAAAAUUGUUUAGUUAAAGUGCUAGUGAUAAUUAUUUGUCAUAUUUGUGGUAGGAUAUCCUUUGUGGGACCAUUCUGAGCAGCACUGCUGUUCUUAGCUAUGCGAAGUUAUGGAACUUUUGGAUGUAAAUUUUAAAUCAUGUCAAAGAUAAGUUGGAGGGAUGCAUGCAUAGAACCAGUAACCCACAUUGUAGCCAUUUUGAGAAAAAUCAGCAUCAGAAUUAUUGUGCACUUUCUUGAUACCGGGUCACACAAUUGGUGGCAAUGACGUCAUCAAAGCAAUUUGCGACAAUGACGUCAUCAAAGCAAUUGGCGGGAAUGACGUCAUUCAAUGCAUAAAGCGUUGCACCUACAUUUUGUAUCAGGUUAUCGGUUCAGUUUUCUGUGCUGCGGUUGGUUUUAUUUUGAGCACAGGAAAACUGUGUUAAUGCUAUGAUGUUUUCCUUGUGCAAACAUACAUGUAUAGUUUAUUUGAAUGAUGGACAUGGUUGAUAUUGCAUUUUUCUUAUAUGUGGAUGUUAGAAUGUAUUUUAGAAAUACAAGCCAGAGGUAUAAUCUUAAGUUAUGAUUUUGAUGUUUAUUAUAUUUUGCACAGCAACUUUUCUGGUAACGUCGUUGAAGAUCUGACAAGUUUACUAAAGACUGCCAGUUCAAGAUUAGCAUUAUCAUGAUGGUCUCUCUUAAUUUAUUCUGAGUGUAUUAUUGUGUGUACCGUAGUGUAGAUCUAUGUAGCUGUUGUUUAUCUCUUUAUUUUGGCCGAUGGCUGAAGACCAGGGCCCGGUUCAAAACAAGUUCUGACACGAACGCCGGCAUUUAAUUUGGCUGGGAUUUUUGUGAUAUACAAGACUUAAGGACCAGCACCCACCCUCUGGUAUUGAAUUUUGGGGAAAAGUUGUCCAUCAAAAUAAAAAGAAGACUUUUUUAGUACAGCUGAGCUUAGUACUAUUCUUUAUUAUAAGAUAAUGGGUGAUAUGAAUAAAGACUAGCAAAUGCUUUUACUCCGGUUUUUAACAGAAAGGCCUAGUGUAAAUGUACAUGGAGAUUUAGAUAAAAGCAUUUGCUAGUUUUUAUUCAUAUCACCCAAUGUUGGAUUAUGUAGUUCUGUUGGUUGUGCCAUGUUUAUACAACAUACAACUUGAUCUUUCGAGUUCUCCAUAUUUGAUUCACAGUUUGACUACAUCGCCCUUCUAUUGACAGCAAACAAAUUAGCGGCACUUCACCCCAUGCUUGGCAGCCUGUCAACUUCAUCAUGGUCAUCGGUGCAAACCCCAGGUAAACGCAAGACUUGUUGCAAUGCCAAUGGUCAGGGAAGGGAUGAGUCUGGUCCACUUUGUACUUUUGAAACAUUAGUUUGAUCCAAGUACUAUAGAUGGCGACAAUUUUGGAUGUUAUUUGCUCGUUGGCACUAUUCAACAUUGCUGUCCUCUGCUCUGCACGGGCAGGUGCAGAUCAUGAAAAUGGCUCUGCGGGGAAAGGUUUAAGUCAAGCGUUGACCAAUAUGGAAAACCUGCUAGGCCAGGGGUAGUGUGGAACCUGUUUCUGGGCCUAAGUUUGGGAUUUAUACAAGUAUGAUCAAUA
Molecule: messenger RNA, 3633 nt
Organism: Lineus longissimus
Lineage: Eukaryota; Metazoa; Nemertea; Pilidiophora; Heteronemertea; Lineidae
Product: protein phosphatase 1L-like
Exons: 4
Coding region: 79-1158 (359 amino acids)
Biological process (GO): positive regulation of canonical Wnt signaling pathway; negative regulation of canonical NF-kappaB signal transduction; positive regulation of canonical NF-kappaB signal transduction
Cellular component (GO): cytosol; nucleus
Molecular function (GO): protein serine/threonine phosphatase activity; cation binding
Source: RefSeq, a predicted model, not a curated record